Sinocyclocheilus grahami is the source of this 1169-nucleotide messenger RNA. RefSeq names its product sterile alpha motif domain containing 10b (gene samd10b). The transcript is spliced from 3 exons. NCBI's taxonomy places the organism in Eukaryota, Metazoa, Chordata, Actinopteri, Cypriniformes, Cyprinidae. Gene Ontology annotation, cellular component: cytoplasmic side of plasma membrane. Gene Ontology annotation, molecular function: protein binding. Bases 1 to 354 code for a protein of 117 amino acids. The record is from RefSeq and is a predicted model, not a curated record. Gene Ontology annotation, biological process: cell surface receptor protein tyrosine kinase signaling pathway.
AUGGAUGUUUUCGCUCCACAGAUCCAGCCAGGAGAGGCCUUCACUGUGUACCACACCAGCCCGACGCUCUCCAGCUUAUGCAAACCAGUGGUGCUUUGGACCCAACAGGACGUGUGUAAGUGGCUGAAGAAACACUGUCCCCACAACUACCUGACCUACGUGGAGGCCUUCUCUCACCACGCCAUCACAGGUCGUGCCCUGUUGCGGUUGAAUGGAGAGAAGCUGGAGAGGAUGGGUAUAAUCCAAGAGACACUGAGACAGGAAGUCUUGCAGCAGGUCCUGCAACUACAGGUCAGAGAGGAAGUGCGUAACCUACAGCUGCUCAGCAGAGCUUCCUUCGGCAACAUUUCUUAGCUCGUCUAUCCUUCUGGCAGCUCUCUCGACUUCCCGGCAGACACGGGAGGCCUUGUUCCAAACUGCUACAGACAGAAAGAGAGAGAGCGAAUCUGCCUGGAGGUGGAGCUGUGGAGGAGACUGUUAACUCCAAUAUAACAGACAGGACCGUCUUUUUAUGCAGAUCUGAAUGGGGUUUCAAAGACUCAAAUGGACAAAGUCGGACUCUAAAACUGUAAUAUAGUGACAAGAUUCAAGUCUCACCUCAUCUCUACAAAACCCAGAGCACCAACCAGAGCUCUGUCAGACAAUAAUGAGGAUACGGAUUGGAUCAAGAUACUGACUUUCAAGACGUUGACUUAAAGUUGAUCUCAGAUCCAAAUCUGAAGAUGGACAUUGAUCUCAGAUCAUGUUAAGAAGCGAUUCAUCUCAGCAGCCUUGAUUCCCCAAGUGUUUGGAUGAUGUCUGACAGACCUGCUCUUUUAUCACUCAUUUAACAUGGACGUAGAUGCAAUGCUGAAGAAAUCCUUUUUCUACAAGUGUGGAAACAGACAAUUCCUCCUCCUACCUCUCACGAUAGAUUGUAUCAUUUCAUUUGCUGAGAAUUAGAUAUAGAAUAUAGGGCAUGACGUUUGAUUAUCCAGCAUCUUCCCAUUCCUGACUUCAAGCUAAAGGGAUGUUCACACUGACAAAAACAAUGACUACAUGAUCUGAAGCUGGAUGGUACGGACAAUUUGUUUGAAAAUGAACACUGAAUGUCAUCAUUUUGCUUUUCUUCUCAGGACGUUCAAGAGCUUCGUAUAUUGUUCCUGCUGUUACCUUCAUAAACACGCUUU